Messenger RNA from Talaromyces rugulosus, 915 nucleotides. RefSeq lists its product as uncharacterized. Bases 1 to 915 code for a protein of 304 amino acids. The transcript has a single exon. The record is from RefSeq and is a predicted model, not a curated record. Lineage: Eukaryota; Fungi; Ascomycota; Eurotiomycetes; Eurotiales; Trichocomaceae.
AUGAAUUCUACACUCCUUGGGGGCAUCACUAACUGGCCGCUUUCAUUCCAGCCGUCUAUGGACAUUAUCCAACCCACAUCGUGGCUGAUAUUGAGCUUGGGUCUGCUAUUUGCUAUCGCAAACUUCAAAUCACUUCCCGGAGUUUGGACAUGGCGGGUUUUGUCAACGUUCAACAUCAGCUUCAAGGCCCAAUUGCGACAGACGAUUCGAUCUCCUUCGGCGGACAAUGUGAUGCGGAAAGUCGCCGUCAACGCAAAACCGAGCGAGUCAAGCUCCAUUUUGGAACACCCACUGUUCAUACCGUCAGUCUACUCGACUCACGUCCCGCUUGCCGAGAUGGACUUCAACCUACACAAGUCCAAUUCGACCUACUUUACCGACCUAGACAUCGCCCGAAGCAAGCUCAUAGGUCGUAUACUAGCGCCAGCCUGGCCUAUGGACAACAUGUUCAUCGAGUACACGGGGAGAGACGGUACGCCGAGACGUGAGAGGGUAAAGGGAUCUCCAGCGAUCAUUCUGGGUGCCACCUACACCUCCUUCAAGCGUGAGAUGAGCGCGUACACCAAAUAUAAUGUCAAAUCUCGCGUGCUCGGAUGGGACUCGCGGUGGCUUUACAUCGGCUCUUGGUUUAUUGGCAGGAAAGGGAAGAGACUACAUGCCUGCAGCCUGUCCAAGUACAUCUUAAAGAAGGGUCGUAUCACUGUGAGACCUGAACUAUUCCUUGCCGAAGCGGGAUGGAUACCGGCUCGACAGGAUCCCCUGGCAGUAGACAAGGUCAACACUGCCAUCGGAGCUGCCGAGAGCUGGGGAUGGGACGAGAUCGAGGCACACAGACAACAGGGCAUGGCCAUUGUCAAUGGCUGGGCGGAUACAGACCUGCGGCUAGAAAAGGGUUAUGGGCAUUCUUUGAACUAG